GCUGCCUCUGUCAAGAUGGCCGCCCGGACGGCUCGCCGCUCCCGCGCGCUGGAGAGGUGGGCCCGGCUGGUGCGCUCCUUGUCGCGCGGCGAUGACGUACUCCGGGGGAGCGGCGGCAGCGUCUCCUCGCCGCGGCAGGAACAGGAGGAGCGCGGAGCGGAGUUUGUAGCAGUCGCUCGCGUGAAGAUGGCGGGCCUCGCCGACGCCGACGCCCCGGGCAGCGGGGACGGGGGCCGGCGGGAGGCCUCGCUGCUCUCGGCGGAGCCCGGCCUGCGGAGGAGCAGCUUCACCACCGACGGGGAGCCUCGGUCGCCGCAGCCCUCGCCCGCGCGCCCGGCCCCUUCCUCCGCCCCCGGCCCAGCCUCGCCCCCGCCGCCGGACCCCGGGCAGCCUCGCCGGACCGAGACGCUGGGCUUCUACGAGAGCGACCGGCACCAGCCCCAGCAGAAGCGCCGCGGGCCCGCCUCAGAUCUUUCACUGUUCAGAUUCAUCAACGCAGAGCUAACAAGGGGUUACUUCCUUGAACACAAUGAAGCAAAGUAUACAGAACGGAGAGAAAGAGUGUACACAUGCAUGCGAAUACCAAGAGAAUUAGAAAAGUUGAUGAUUUUUGGGAUCUUCUUAUGCCUGGAUGCUUUCCUUUAUGUGUUCACGCUCCUUCCAUUGAGAGUUUUUCUAGCAGUAUUCAGGUUCAUCACUUUGCCUUGUUAUGGCUUGCGCUCUCACCGAGGCCUAAGAAUGAGUGAUAGGCGUUUGCUGCAGCCUGCUCAGGUCUGUGAUAUUUUCAAAGGAGUUAUACUGGUAAUCUGCUACUUCAUGAUGCACUAUGUUGACUAUUCCAUGAUGUACCACCUGAUCAGAGGACAGUCUGUCAUUAAACUCUACAUCAUCUAUAAUAUGCUUGAGGUAGCUGAUCGAUUGUUUUCCUCUUUUGGUCAAGAUAUCUUGGAUGCUCUUUAUUGGACUGCUACAGAACCAAAGGAGAGAAAAAGAGCACACAUAGGUGUGAUUCCCCAUUUUUUCAUGGCAGUGCUAUAUGUCUUCUUGCAUGCUAUCCUUAUAAUGGUCCAAGCAACAACACUCAAUGUAGCCUUCAAUUCCCACAAUAAGUCACUUCUAACUAUCAUGAUGUCUAACAACUUCGUUGAAAUAAAAGGAAGUGUCUUCAAGAAGUUUGAAAAGAACAAUCUAUUUCAGAUGUCAAAUAGUGACAUCAAGGAGAGAUUCACCAACUAUGUACUGCUACUGAUAGUUUGUUUAAGGAACAUGGAACAGUUUUCCUGGAAUCCAGACCAUCUUUGGGUGCUGUUUCCAGAUGUUUGUAUGGUGAUUGCAUCAGAAAUUGCCGUGGACAUUGUGAAGCAUGCUUUUAUAACAAAAUUUAAUGAUAUCACUGCUGAUGUUUACAGUGAAUACAGAGCAAGCCUUGCAUUUGACCUUGUUAGCAGUCGGCAGAAAAACGCAUACACAGAUUAUAGUGACUCCGUUUCCAGAAGAAUGGGUUUUAUUCCGCUCCCACUGGCUGUUUUACUCAUCAGAGUGGUUACAAGUUCCGUAAAAGUACAGGGAGUCUUGGCUUAUGCCUGUGUUGUUCUCUUCUAUUGCGGGUUAAUAUCUCUCAAAGUACUUAACAGCAUUGUGCUUUUGGGGAAAUCGUGCCAAUAUGUCAAAGAAGCAAACAUGGAAGAGAAGUUGUUUAACCCUCCUCCUGCCGGCACCCCAGGCAAACCUCUUGGUAAACCACAAAGCAAGUACAAGUCCAGCCAAGAUGAAAAGUUGCCUUCUUCAGUGACCAGUCAACCUGUGCACCAGAAUGAAAGUGUAGUGCCACAACUUGUGACUAGCAACUCUGAUCAGUUUCUGACAACUCCUGAUGGAGAUGAGAAAGAUAUAACCCAGGACAAUUCAGAAUCAAAACAUAGAUCUACAAAGAAGGAUUUGUUGGAGAUAGACAGGUUUACAAUAUGUGGCAACAGAAUUGACUAGACUUUUGUAAAUGAAUGUGCUUAAGAUACUGAACUGUUGGGACAGCAAAUGCUACCAAGAAUGACAGACGCCAGUAGGUGUUUCAAUAUUUAUUUUAAACUUUAAGUUAUUAAUGGCAAGCCUAUCACAAUGAAUAACUUGGCUGGAUAAAGUGGUCAUGUUUCAGCAAUUUAACCUGGAUUUUUUUUUUAAAAAAAUGAUGGUUUUUUAGAGAGGUCUACAAUUUGACAAAGCUACGACAUCACUUUCCUGGAAUGAAUGUGUGAAAUAUAUUUAAAUCCAUUUCUGCUGUACCAGUCUGUGCUUCUGGAGCAUAAUCUCUUUUCAUCAAAAUACCUUCAUUAUAAGGAAAACUUUGGAUAAUCUUUGCAACCUUAAAAAGAAGCUUUUUUCCCCACACACACUUUCUUUCAUAAGCAGCUGCAAAAGGAUUUCAAACUCUGCCGUGUCUUUUUCAAACUUUGAGUAGAAUUAAUAACAAAGGAUUCUUGACAUUGAAAGAUUUCCAAUAAUUCAAAUAAAUGAUUCUUUAAUGAUUAUUGCAUAAUAUAUUUUGUCUUAAAUAUUACAUCAUAGCCAGAAUUUGAUCACAAAACAAGAUAAUGGGACAUGAAUGAUAAAUAAGCAAAACAGUGUUUUCCCCUUUGCUUAGUUUUCUUUGUACUUGAAAUGUAGAAGUCUUGAGAUGUAUAAAGUGUACAAGCUUGUGGGGAGGAAGGGUCAUACCAACUUGUGGGAUUGCACUUUGGCACUUAAAAAUGUUUUAACUGCAAUGAAAUAGAGAGGAUGUGUUAUUUGUGUUGUUUUGUUGAAUCAAUUAAGAUUUUU
Molecule: messenger RNA, 2814 nt
Organism: Anolis sagrei ordinatus
Lineage: Eukaryota; Metazoa; Chordata; Lepidosauria; Squamata; Anolidae
Gene: TAPT1
Product: transmembrane anterior posterior transformation 1
Biological process (GO): positive regulation of cilium assembly
Cellular component (GO): ciliary basal body; endoplasmic reticulum membrane
Source: RefSeq, a predicted model, not a curated record